Sitodiplosis mosellana (orange wheat blossom midge) is the source of this 2377-nucleotide messenger RNA. RefSeq names its product eIF-2-alpha kinase GCN2-like. Gene Ontology annotation, cellular component: cytosol. Gene Ontology annotation, biological process: protein phosphorylation. Gene Ontology annotation, molecular function: eukaryotic translation initiation factor 2alpha kinase activity; ATP binding. The transcript is spliced from 4 exons. NCBI's taxonomy places the organism in Eukaryota, Metazoa, Arthropoda, Insecta, Diptera, Cecidomyiidae. Bases 326 to 2089 code for a protein of 587 amino acids. The record is from RefSeq and is a predicted model, not a curated record.
CAAGCACUUGCAUGUAAAAUCUUGUUUAUUGCAUGCGCAAUGCACAUAGAUGUUGGGUGUAACAUAGAAAAGUAUAAGAUAAUUCAUUUAAAUCAGAUAAACGAGUGUGUGGAAAUCACAAAAAUAAAGUUUAAAUUUCAAAUGGAUAAAUGAUCAAGAACACUUGACAAAUCUGAGAUUUUUUUUAUCUCAGAGGACGUAUAGUGUUGAUAAAAAAUCAUUGAAUUUGCAUUAAUUUGCAUUGUAUUUCAUUGCAUUGCAUUGUGAAACAUCAGUAGAAAAAUUUCUGACAACUCGACUCUCUACAACAAAAUAAUCAUAAAAAAUGUUCAAUCGGCGGACGAUUUAUUUUGGAAAUGGAAACAAAUACCAUCAAGUACAACCGUUGGGAGUAUCACAAAAAGGUUGUGCAUCAUUCAAGGCUCAAUCCGACGAGGGAAUAGAUGUUUUUAUAACAACUUGGGAAAUUGAUCUUGAGUCGAUUGACGGAAAGUGUCUGAUUACUUGCAAGCAAAUAUCCAGAGAAAAUGAUUGCCAUCAACAUGAUGACGAUAUCGUGGAAGUAUUCGAAAGCAGAGCCGAAUACAUCAUCAAAAAUGUUAAGCAUUCUUAUCUGGUGCGAUAUUUGGAUGUAAACUGCGAAAUAUUGGAUGGAAAUUUGAUUGUGCACUUGGUGCAAGAGUACAUUGAAGGAGUCAGCGUGAAAGAUUUGUACGAACAAGGCAUUUUGCCCAGUCUUGCUCCAAUCGCCGAACGGCUAUUGAAAGCCAUUUCAUAUUUGCAUAGCAUGGAUCCGAAGAUAACACACGGCUACAUAAACGAUGCGUCUAUAUUUCUGGGCAAGUCAGCCGUCUAUCGUGUGGCAGAUUAUCACUUGGUGCCGUAUCUUAUGUACUUACAAGACACAUAUUCGAUGCCCGUGACAACUGACUUCCAAGCAUUGGGAUCGUUGGUAGCGUCGAAAAAUAAAAUCGUUCAAUAUUUUGCAAAUGACUUCGUUGAACAAUGCCAUUUAACACAGUCAACAUGCUGGGACCUUUUAAGCCAUGAGUUUUUGUCAAAUGCUCAUAUCGGAGAGUCAAAUACAAUUUACAACGGUCCCUUUCUCAAUCAUUUCGAAAUCGAGGAAACACUGGGUAGUGGAUCAUAUGGAAGUGUUAUCAAAGCAAAGCCUCCAAAUGGCCGCGAAUCGUUUGCAUUGAAGUUAAUCGAACUGCCGAGUGGAAGUAAAGGGCAAUAUGGAAGAGUGAAACGUGAAGUGGAGCUAAUCUCACAAAUCGACCAUGAAAAUGUAGUGAAAUAUAUCACCAGCUGGGAACAAAGCGUCAACGUAACGGAAUUGGGACUGAAUCAAGAGGAAUCGGAUUCAUCUUCUUCGGAUGAUGAAGCCAAGGUGACAAGUCCGAAGUUCUUGGAUAUGAUUAUCAUCCAGAUGGAAUUAUGUUCAAUGGAUCUUCGAACGGCAAUGGAAGAAUGCAAGAAUCAAAACAUUCAAAUAAAUCUUCUUUGGUAUCAGGAUAUAGCUUGUGGCUUGGCACAUCUCCAUCAAAAGCAAAUUAUCCAUCGCGACUUGAAGCCGGAGAAUGUUUUAUUAGAUUCUCAUGGUCGUGUCAAAAUUGGAGAUUUUGGCCUAGCUACUACGAUGGAUUCGGUUUUGAAACAACAGCAAAGAGCCAUUUCAUCGACUGAUAAAACACGGAGCUCACAAACCGGAUAUGUUGGUACAUCGUAUUAUGUUGCCCCUGAACUAAGUGAAAUAGCUAAAAAUUCGACCUAUGGCAAAGAAGCGGAUAUCUACUCACUUGGGAUGAUUUUCUUCGAAAUGCGCCACCCACAAUUUGCAACCGGUAUGGAACGCGAUAAAGUUCUAAAGGACGCAAGGGAUAAAAUAUAUCCAAAUUUUAUGGAUGGAUCGAAAGAUAAUCUGGCUCAAAUGAUUAAAGAAGCGCUUGCGCAUGAACCAGAGGGUCGUCCAACUGCGGAAAACAUUAUGCUUGGUUUCGAUAUGCAAACCUAUUUGAAAGACGAAGGAUUUGAAGAGCAGAUUUACUUUUUACCCCAAGAGUAUUAUUUGAACAAGAUAAUUUAAUAUGAAAUGUGUAUUUGAAAGCCGUUUUUUUGUAUUUCACAAUUGUAGAAAAAUUGUAUUGGUUCUAUUUUACAAAGUGUUCUUCUUUCAAUGUAAUUAGUUAGGUAGAAUUUGAUGACAGCUACGAACAUUUUAUUUCUUCAUAACAGGCAACUGAUUUUCAUACAAUAUUGCAUCGACUCUUGGCUUUUGUUCUUCUUAGUCCAUACUGCAUUGAAAAAUGAAAAAAAAAAAUUGUAAUAAUAUUUGAUAUUGAGCAAAAAUAAACGAAAAAACUUACAAUGUCAA